Molecule: messenger RNA, 6943 nt
Organism: Phasianus colchicus (ring-necked pheasant)
Lineage: Eukaryota; Metazoa; Chordata; Aves; Galliformes; Phasianidae
Source: RefSeq, a predicted model, not a curated record
ACCAGCUUUCCUUUUUUGUAAAGUCAUAUUUUCAAUUAUGUUACUAUUCAUAUUUACAACAAAGAUUACUCAAUUAAAGCAUUAACUGUGUAUAUAUGGGGAACAUUAACACCAUGUAUUUGGGCGAGUCCUUUCCCACUGAGAUACCCAGGGUUUGCACCAACACUGAAAUCUGACCCUCUGGAAACAACACAGACAGCAAUUACCUUGGAUUGUUCACAGUCCUGGGUACCACUUGGGACUGAGCUCCCAAGGCACAAAUUAGAAUCAGUUUUGUCAUUUGCAUUCUUUUUUCUCCAACCGUGGAAAUAGGAGUGAACACUGUAAUAACAACUCUCAGAUCUCACACAGGUGAUGUUAAAUGCCAUUCAGGCCAAUGAAGCAUUUAGCAGUCUCAGCAGGAAGAAAAGUAAAAUGGUAAAGAAUUACUAAGAGAACCACUUCUCUGCAUUUCUCUCCCCAACAGUAAUGUUCCCACCACAUUCACAGACCCUUACAAGCUCGCUCUGCUAGCAUUUCUGUCAAUGAAAUAGUUAGAUUUCUUUCUUUCCCUUUGUGUUCCUUGAAGUCACAUUGGGCUGCCUUUAUCUUAGCCAAUUACUGCAUUCUUCGUCAGGAACACUUAAGGAUGGAUAUAACUCAGCACAUGAAAACAAAGGUAACAGUUGUACUGAUACAAGAAUUCAGGUUAUGGGAGUCUAUUAUCUGCUCUCCAUUCUAUACACAGGACCUGCUGUCUAUUACUUGGGUUUUUCCCUGGUGUAAUAAGGAGAAUACAGACUUAUUAGUCUAAAUAAUAAGAAAAUCCUACUGUAUACCAUUUAUACUUUCAAGCAGCAGCUGUCAGUAUUAAGUAAUGCACAGUUCAAUUACCCUGUUACGUGCAGCAGAGGAUUACAUUGGAACAGUUAAUGGAGGAAGACUGGAGGAAGUGGGCACAUCCUUACCUACAAUGGUCUAGACUGUCUGUACAUCAGGAGAAAUGAGGAAAAACAUAACUGAAAAACAUACAACAGUGCAAAGCAUUCAAGCAUGUUUCAAGAGUCUUUAUUAUCAUAGAAUGGAAUCGUAGAAUGGCCUGGGUUGAAAAGGACCACAAUGAUCAUCUAGUUUCAACCCCCUGCUAUGUGCAGGGAAAUUAUGAUUUAUUAUGUUUGCCAUUAAAAUAGAAAUCAGACUUCUUGUGAUUACUAAUUGAUCUGUUUCUCAAGUGUGCAUCUAAACCAAUUUGUUAAUAAAACGUUAUUCACAAGCCUGCUGUUACUUCUGGCCCGUUUAGUGUAGAAGAGCUGCUUAUGUCUUAUUGUUGAAGCACUGAAUUUAAGGAAAAGCAAGCAAUUUUGCAGCAAGAAAUUCAAAAGCAGAUGCUGCAAACAAGAGGAGAACGAGCAAAAUCGUUCAGUGUUUCCAAACUUGAAGAGCUGGCCCUGCCACAACCACCAGGAUCACAUCAGUCUGAGUGAGUUAAGAAUCAAGUCACGGCCCAGCAAAUUGUUGCAAUUAAGGAAAUCAACACAUACAAACACUGGUAAUAAAUGAAAAUGAGUAUAGCAAAACAAACUUCUUUCAAAUACUCAUUCUCAAUGCAAAAACUGUGAGGUGCAGUGUAGUUACAGGAGUGUAUUAUUUGGGUUAUGGCACUCUAGUGUUUACUUUCUGCUCUGCUACUAGAACUGGAAUCCAGCCUUAAAGCUUUGCUGUUACCCACAUUGGCUUCUGCUAUCCUUAAUGCCUCACACCUCCCAGCAGCAUGUUAUAGAAAUGGUAAAAACCUGAGAAAUACAUACUGCAAUCUGUUGUGUCAGUGCAUAAGAUAGGAGUGCUAGGUAAUACAUGGCAGCAGUCUCCUCCCUUUUUCCCAAGUGCACGGUCUGAUUGCUCAUAAUUUGCAAUUCUGAAGAAACACUAUAGAAAUAACACUAUAGAAAUCACUAUUUUUCCUGCACUGGAGAACAUGAAAUACUGAACAGAGCCUCAAACCAUUCACUAACACAGGCUGGUGAGUUACGGCGAAGGUAAAGGUGAUGAUGGAGUCGUUUAAACAACACUUCUUUCUUUCUUGUUUUCUUUUGUUGUUUAUGUGCCUAUAGUUUAGAAUGUUAAAGUGAUUGAGAAGACUUACCUCCUUUCCAGUACUUGAAUAGAUUCCAUAUUCAACUCCAAAUUCUCCACGUGGCAUCCAGCCGUAGCAUUCAGUGAGGUCCCAACCUACAGGCAGACAUUCACUUCUGUUUUCACAGUCUUCAAAUCCCACUGGCUUCAAGACAGGCUGUUCUAAAAGCCCCUGCAGCUGCAGGUCUGCAGGGUGCACAGAAUCAAGGCAGAAGGCUUCUGGGUGUAUCAGGAAUCCUUGAAACCACACAAUACAGGCAGAUCAUUUGUUGCUAUGUUCUCUUCUCUUUACAGUUCCCUUAGCAGAUGAUGGUUAUGUCUGAACUCGGGGCUGUGUGUCCCCCACCCCCAAAGCACACAACAGAAUUCAGAGCAGGCAACCUUUUAAAUAAGAACAAUGGUAACAGUGUCCAUCUUAGUUUAAAUCAAAGAAAUCAUCAUACCACAGAAAAAGAUAUCUAAGUAACGUUGUGUGACAGAAUCUGCUCUGUCAUUCAUUGCAGGGGACCCCCAGUCUGUUGUCUUCACUCAUAAAAUCCUUGAAUUCUAAGGAUGCAUCACGAAUAAACUAUGAAUUGUGGUUGGAUGCUGUAACUGCAAUGCACAGUUACUGCUAUUGGCCAGUGUUGUUGGCACGUCUGCUAGGGUGGGGUGGGGAUGAGCAAAGUUGUAAUCGGAAGUAAAAUGCACACAAAUUGUGUCAAAGCAUCAGCAGGAGAAUCUCAAAUCUCACCGCUUCUUAAAUGCUCUUUUUGCAUUACAAUAAACACGAAUCUUUGAAACGAAAGUUUUUGUGUGUUCACACUGGAGUUUCUUACAUUGUUUUAACACGGACUCCAAAAGGUUACUUCUUUUAGCCUUCUGUAGCCAUCCGAGCUGUUUUAACAUGCUGCAGCAAGGGGAACCGGUGGUACCCUGGGUGUAGAUGCCAUCUGAAAGAAAAGGUGACAGUCAGCAACAGCCCUGGCUGGGAAGGUCAGCCCAGCAGCACUGUGUUGGAAUACAUUUUUUGAGACAGUUCUGUUGGGCCCCCCUUUGCUUGGGCUUGGUGGAAGCGAUAUAAAACAAGGCGAGUGGCUGCCCAUAGGAAACUUCCACUGAAACAACAGUUUUAAGUCCUCCUGUUGAUACGUAAGAAGGAACCAUUUACAAGAUGCUCGUGCACCAUCAAGUCCACGCCAAGUUAUUUCCUAAUUCAGCCAUUCAAAAUGGAUGAAGUCAUUCAUAUAUUUUCAGACUGGAAAAUAUCAUGUAAUAUAAAAUAACGCAUAUAUCAAAUAUCAUAAAAUAUCAUAAAAUAAAGAUGAGAAUUGCCCUAAAUUAUUCCAGUGAAGUUACAGAGCAUGUUUUCGGGAUUCAAACAACAGGUGGGAGUAGAACAUUAGAGCAGGGUUGGUAUCAAGAGACGUAGGUGAUAAAUGGGAGCCAAAGCUGCCCAGAGCACUUCUCAGAAGCAGGGCAGCUGCAGAUAGGGAUUCUCAGCACGUACCAACACCCAGGGCUAGUCCUUCCCAUGUGCUCGAAUCACAAGCUCAAUGGGGCGAGCAGUAUCUGAAUUAUGUGCAUGCACAGCUUUUUCUCAUCAAUUCAGCAAUAAACGUAGCAAGUUCUAAUGGUGGUGCUGAUGUUUGCAUAUUAAGAUACCCAGCAAGCCAAAGGCAAAAGCAAAAACAAUCAUUUAAGACUCAAUGCUCUGCCAGGAGCUCCAGAACAUCCUGCGGGUCUUGGGAACGCUCAAACCAACCCAGUGGUCACUCGUCUCUACUGGAGGGCUGUACAAAGGCAAACCAAGCUGCCGAGGCAAUAUUUUUGCAGCCCAAAGCCCUCGGCAAGGGCUGAGAGUGGCUCAGCCCAGCCCACCACAGCUAGAGCUCAGAGGAGACUCUACAACCUUCCAACAUCGGCGAACGCAACUCUUCCUUGUAGGCACUCUACCUCUUCCUUCUCUAAAAUGAACGGGGCCAAAAGGAAGCCUUGUUUUUCCACUCUUGUUCUCUUAGUUUUCUUUCCAUAGCUUAUUUUUCCAUGCUGGCAGACCUUCUAUCCCUUCAUUUUCCUCUCCCCGUUUCCCUCCCUUUCCCCCUCCCCCUGCUUUCUCUCCCUCUGCACUUUGUGAACUGCUGCUGCAGUGCUGAAGUCCAAAGUUCAGUAACUUGCUAAGCACACAGAUAAAUAUGAACCUUGGAGAAUUUACCAAUGUAAACAGAUAGCCAAGGGUCCCUUUAUCAGCACUGGCUCAGGACAGUCGUGGGGGGUCCGAAGUGGCUCAAUUUUGUAUUUUGUUUUUUUUUGGGGGGGAGUAAAGGCGGGAGGCUGCGCUGUGCCCGCUGCUGACAGUCGGGCGUGUUACCUCAGGAACAUGGUGUAGGGAAGCUGGAAGCAGGGGAACGUGGAACUCAAACCCAAGGAACACCAGCCUGAAGACCAUGGUCUCGAAGCUGAGCCAUCUUCAAGUGGAGCUGCUGGGAGCGCUGCUGGAGUCGGGGCUAACCAAGGAGACCCUGAUCAAGGCACUGAGCGAAGUGGAACCCUACGUGCUCCAGAGUGAAAGUCAGCAUGCUAUCAAUGCCCUGCAGACAGAGAAAGGGGAGUCCUGCCCCGAAAUCCCCAAUCUCCCCAAUGGAAUGGGGGAAACCAGGUUGUCGGAAGAUGAAACCUCUGAUGACGGGGAGGAAUUUACCCCUCCGAUAAUGAAGGAGCUGGAAAACUUGAGCCCUGAAGAGGCUGCUCACCAGAAGGCUGUGGUGGAAAGACUAUUACAAGAGGAUCCCUGGCGGGUAGCAAAGAUGGUGAAAUCCUACCUCCAACAGCACAACAUCCCUCAGCGUGAGGUGGUGGACACUACUGGUCUGAACCAAUCCCACCUCUCACAACACCUCAACAAGGGCACUCCCAUGAAGACCCAAAAAAGGGCAGCCCUCUACACCUGGUACGUCCGCAAGCAGCGAGAGGUGGCCCAGCAAUUCACACAUGCUGGCCAGGGCGUCUUGACAGAGGAGCCCAUGGGAGACGAUCUGCCCACCAAGAAGGGACGAAGAAAUCGCUUUAAAUGGGGUCCUGCCUCACAACAGAUUCUGUUCCAAGCCUACGAGAGACAGAAGAACCCAAGCAAAGAAGAGAGAGAGGCACUGGUAGAAGAGUGCAACAGAGCUGAAUGUAUUCAGAGAGGCGUUUCCCCAUCUCAGGCCCAGGGUCUGGGCUCAAACCUGGUGACCGAGGUGCGAGUUUACAACUGGUUUGCCAACCGCAGGAAGGAGGAGGCCUUCCGGCACAAACUGGCCAUGGACAACUUCAGUGGGCCGCAGCCCACCUCCGCCCCCCCCCUAACUCCUCACAACUCCUCCUCCCUUCAGCCGCCUCCCGCUCUCUCACCCACCAAAGUUCAUGGAGUGAGGUACAACCAGCAGCCGGCCAGCGAGGCAGAGUCGUCCAGCAGCAACCACCACGGGAACAGCUCCAUGGUGACCACACAAACCAUCCUGCAUCAGGUUUCUCCCCCCGGGCUGGAGCCCAGCCAGAACCUACUGAGCACAGACACCAAGCUGAUCUCAGCUCCCGGAGGAACUCUGCCCCCCGUCAGCACCCUGACUGCCCUGCACAGCCUAGAGCAGAACCCCCACGCGCUGGGCCAGCAAACUCAGAACCUCAUCAUGGCCUCACUGCCCGGCGUGAUGGCAAUCGGAGCUGGUGAGACCUCAUCCCUGGCACCUGCAUUCACCAACACCGGCGGCUCCACCCUGGUAAUAGGCCUGACUUCAACCCAGCCCCAGAGUGUACCUGUGAUAAACAGCAUGGGGAGCAGCCUCACCACCCUGCAGCCAGUCCAGUUCUCCCAGCAGCUGCACCCGUCCUACCAGCAGCCCCUCAUGCAGCAGGUCCAGAGCCACAUCAACCAGAGCCCCUUCAUGGCUACCAUGGCCCAGAUACAGAACCCUCAUGCUCUCUACGGCCCCAAGUCUGAAGUGGCCCAAUACACACAUACAGGCCUCCUACCACAAACCAUGGUGAUAACAGAUACAGCCAAUCUCAGCGCCCUGACUAACCUGACACCAACUAAACAGGUAACAGCCUUAAAACCAGGCACUAUUAACUCUUUUCUCCAGGCAUUCACAUCUGACUCAGAAACCCACACAGACUCUGGGAUCCAUACACCAGUAUCACAGGCACCAGCAAUACACCUACAGAACCAAGACACAACCAUCCAGCACCUUCAGUCUGGCCCACGCCUCACCUCAAGCCCUGCUGUGUCCUCCAGCAGCCUGGUGCUGUACCAGAGCUCUGACUCCACCAACAGCCACAGUCAGCUGCUGCCAUCCACUCAUAACGUCAUUGAGACCUUCAUCUCCACGCAGAUGGCAUCCUCCACUCAGUAACACCAAGACAACCACCCAAAGGGAGGCUGCCAGGACCAAGGCAUAAGGUGCAACUCCAACUGUGUUUGCCAUCACUGUCACCACUGCCUUCCACUGGAAGGAAUGGUUGCUGCGGUCAGCCAACCUCCAGCCCCUACUGCCUCAUAAAUCCCUCAUUCAGCUGCCUCCAGAGGAGAUGGCUCAGGCUCAGAGCAGGAGCUAUGGAACAGUGAUGCCGGCACCGAUAGGAUCCACUGACCCCCAAAACCAAACCCAACCCCACAAGCCAGCCUAGAAUGAGCAGACAUCCUUGUGGAUGCUGAAGGAGUGCUACAAAGUCAGAUCUGACUGGAAUACAGCAAAAAAUGCCAAGACGUCUGUGGAACUUUGGUUCUGCUCACCAUUACUAGGUUGGACCUGUACAAACCUGCCAACACCAAAGCAAGCCACGCAGAAAAGAGAAAAAUUGAGCUGCCAAA